Schistocerca serialis cubense is the source of this 1767-nucleotide messenger RNA. RefSeq lists its product as uncharacterized. The transcript is spliced from 8 exons. The record is from RefSeq and is a predicted model, not a curated record. Bases 1 to 1767 code for a protein of 588 amino acids. Lineage: Eukaryota; Metazoa; Arthropoda; Insecta; Orthoptera; Acrididae.
AUGAUUGGGCAGCAGGAAGGCGGAUUCUCGCCUCCACGUCGUAUCUGCGAAACCGGACUUCUGCGGUAUCGCGCCAGGAAUAGCGUCUGUAACCGACAGAAGCGCCAGCGUCAGAUCCACGCGGCAGCUGGUGGAUGGCGUCACCGCUUCCUGGUCGCGAUUUUACCAGGAAGUGCUCUCCUCCAUCCUCCUGGACUCUUUGGGUCUGCUUGUCCGGUUCACUGUCCAGCCUCAUCAGUAUCGACGCUAAACUUCCAGACUCCGCUGCUCCUGUGCCAGGGGUCGCUCCAGCGCACCCCGUCGGGUCUCGACCGGCGGUCCGGCGUCUCGGCGUCCCUCCUCUCUGGUCACUCUCGCGCCACACACGAUCGUGGCUGUGGUCCGGACGAGCGACGUCGCAUUUCCUGUGGUUCAGUCAUCCUGCGGCAGACUUCCGCUGCGCUCGCCGUUAUAUUGUGGCUGCGCUCCCAGCGAUGCGCGCAGCUUGUGUUUGCUGCGAGCUACCAGCAGAAGACGAUGAAUGCAACGGCCGUAGUUCCUUCGCUGCUGGCUCUGUUCUUGGCUAAUGGGACCUCGGUGCUGGACUGUCUCUGCAGUCACAUCAACAACUCGAAUGAUCAAGGCAGACGCUGGAGAAUGAGGGGUAGUCGGGGUGAAUAUCAACUAUGGUGGCAACACUGCCAACAUACGUAUGACGACACGCUGAGCGGAACUCGCGGGACGCUGGAGCCGCCGUCCGCCGCGGUGCCGGCCGUGGCCCGCCUGGCAGCCAGCAUCUCCAGCUACGGACCGCCGCCGCCCCCUGCAGCAGAAGGGGAGGGCGAGGUCUGCGACGGCGCCCUGGCGGCUCUCCGCCGCCUCUCCUGGGACGAGGCCAACCAGCUCGGCGAGGGGCUCAGCUGCCGAAUCUCUGCCGACUGUAUCGCCUCCUGCCCUGUACCAAGGUUGAACGACGUGGAGUGGAACGUGACAGCGCUGCAGGCGGAUCACCUGAGGCACCGUGUCCUCUCCCAGUCACUGCACGCUGUCGGACGAAUCACAAGAGCCAUACUCGCCAGGGGACGAUGUGAGAUCUACAAUCGGCUUAAUUUUAAGCUGAGGUACUCGAACGAAACUGGCCUCCAGGUCCAGCAGACGGUCUACCUGGAACAGCUCUCCAGCUACUGGCGAGACUUUGAACACCUAUUUUCACUCGCUGUGACGCAUGCAUCACGACUGUUCAUUCCUCUCGCAUUCGAAUACAUGGGUAACAACACGACUGACCAGCGACUCCAUGGGUGGAUUAAGAACAUGGAACGUGUGCAAGACAUGCUGCACACGAAAUUAAGCAGCUGGCUAAACGACGUGCAAUCCGUCAGAGACCAGAUAGCGCACUACGAAGUAGAAGACGACAAGAACAGGACUGGGUAUUUUAUACUCAGGCGGCCGCUGUGGAAUGAUAUACUGCUCGACCAUCAGCCAAAGUUCAUUUUUUUUCGAGAGGACUUCAGUGCUCCAUGCGAGGAGCGGCAGCCAGAGGCGUCACAAAUGUUCGGCCUCGCCGAUGCACUGUAUGCCUUCUAUUAUACCGAGUGGUUUAGAACAGGAUGGAGCUUCAAGCAACGCUUCGCAGAUGAUCCCAAGACUGUGGGUCUGUCGAAGUACAGCCUGAGUUCUGUUCUGUCUAUGAGGCUAUCAACAGUUCCAUCACGAGUGCAGACAGGCGACGGAGUUCCACAUGUGCCUUCAGAGGGCAGUGUCGGAAUACCGUCGCUCGGUGAAUCCUAG